Molecule: messenger RNA, 3773 nt
Organism: Heterocephalus glaber (naked mole-rat)
Lineage: Eukaryota; Metazoa; Chordata; Mammalia; Rodentia; Bathyergidae
Gene: Mtfr2
Product: mitochondrial fission regulator 2
Biological process (GO): mitochondrial fission; aerobic respiration
Cellular component (GO): mitochondrion
Source: RefSeq, a predicted model, not a curated record
AUGUGUAAAGCAGAGAAUUUUUUCAGGAUAAUUUACAAUGUUUUAAUAUCAGAGACUCAUGGCUAAAGUUGGAGAGGCUAUUGGCAACUUUGAUAGAAUGUUAUAUUCUGCCCUAUUAUUAAGGUAAUUACAGCAUAGUAAUUUCAGUUUACCUUACCACACAAAAUUUAAGGCUUGUGUCACAAGGCUAAUGGGAUUCCACUGGGAAGUUGGCAAGAGUUGAGUACACAUAUUUCUAGCUUUUGUCCAAACCAGUCUUUAGUCUGUCCCCAUUAAUUACAAAACUGCCUGGCUUUGGGUGUAAUAAGAUAAAAUCUUUCUGUUCUGGCCUGUGGCAUAGUAAUAACCUACAAGGAAAUACAUUAUUAGUGGUUCUUGGAAAAUCUUUGUAGCUAGAUGGCAAAAUCAAAGGUUAAUGUGUAGCAUUUGCAAUAAAGUAGGUGAUAAGCUGUUUGCAUUAGUUCCUAAAUAGCAGUUGGAGACAAAUCAACCUGCAAACUAAAAACUGACCUAGGUCUAGGGUCAGGGCCCCUCACUGAGGAGAAAACACUGAAAAUAAAAUCAGUUUGAGCAGGAUAAAAAAAAAAGACAAAAUGAGGGUUUGCAUCAAGUUGGGAGGAGUGAACACAGCCAGGAGAAUUUGAGAAAGUAAGUCACAAUAUUUCCACACUACUUGGGAGCCAUAUCGCUUUUCUAAAAGUUUAGAAAAAUUCAGUGUAAAGAUAUGCAGUAGAAAAUGUUAAAUCUCCUAACAGGUUAUCCAAAUGUAAUAUGAAUGCUUUAAUAUAAAAUGUAGGAAGGAUCUGGAGAAUUGCAAAAGUUGUUUAAAGCAUUCAUGGAUGCAUUUAACCUUGUGCCCAUGUUGCUGCCUAAGUCAGAAUUGGAAUAUUGAGCCAUGUUAAUAGUGCAACCAGAGCAGUAGUGGUUCCUUUUUUUUUCUUUCCCCUUUGCUUGGUCAGUUUCUUUGUGGCCCUUUUAUAUGCUGUGUUAGGUAAGAGCCUGAAAAGGGAGGAGGUUAUAAAGUCAGGGUUUAUUCACUUAGGAGGGAAAAAGAGGACAAGGCAUUUGAGGAAAUUGUGAUCUACUCAUUCCUUGUACGGUUUCUGAUCCAUGUGCCUUCUACUUUGACUUUUUCCCAUCACCUCUCCACUCCUUUCAUCUUUUCCCAGUUCAGACUACUGGGUAUAUCACUUAAAAUCACUGCCAUCGUUCUGCCAUGCUAGUCUUAAAUAAUUCUUGGUCAUGUUUUCUCCCAUCCCAUAUCCAGUUUUCUUCAACAAGUAGACUAAAUAGCUAUUUUAUAGAUGGUACUCAGAGAAAGCCCCUCAGACUUGUCCUACAACGUAAGCUCCAGGAGUAAAAUGACCUGCAUUUUCCCGAGUUUAGAAUGGUGCCCGGAACAUAACAGACGUCCAAUAUUAGUUGAAUUAAUAAAUGAUAAUCAUAAAUUAACACCCCCCAAUUAUGUAAGUCAGUAAGCAGGCACAAUUUUGUUUUUAUGACAAAAUUUAGGGUGGCCUGAGAAUCUCUGUAGCCUAGGCUUGGACUCAAACUUCAAUCCCAGUAUGCGCCACCACACCCUGCUACGAAUGAAUCUUCAAUACUGCAAAGCUGCAAACCUUUAGCCGCCUAGGCGUUUAAUAGAGCUCGCUGAAUGACAAAUCACGACUCUUCGUGGCCAGAGAAUUUUAGAGGGUAGACCCCUAAAUCGCCCACCCAGCCCCGCUGGCUGUCCGUAGUGGUCAAGUAAAGCCGGGUCUACACCGAUAUUUAAGUACCCCGGGAAACCCUAACAGCCUAUCCUUCGCGCGCUUCGGCGUCCCUGCCUGUCCCGCCCAUCAGCUUCCUUUUGGCAUCUAUUGGCUGCCUCGCGGGAAGCCCGCCCGUUAGAGGGAGAGGCCCGUUUCCAAGGCCUAUGGGAAUUGACAUAACUAGCCUGACGUCAUCCGACGCCCAAUCAGAAGGAGCAAUGUUCAGUUGUGUCCAAUGAGAUCGGGCUUGAGUCACGGCCCGCGGAGUUUAAUUUUCCAUCCAGGAACGUGGAAGUGGUGAGCCCCUCCAGAGGCUGCAAGGCUGGCAGAGUCUGCAAGGCUGGCAGAGUCUGCGCAGGACGUCGGGCUGCGCUUCCCCCUGCGUCACCCAGGCUGAGUGCUGUGCUCCAGGGUCGAGCCCCGGGCGGCCCAGGCCAUUCGCUGGAGCCGUCGUUACCUCCUGUGACUCAGGCCCAGGUGCGCCGGCCGGCUCAGAGUUGACUUCUGUACGCUUCCUCGUCAGCACUGGCGCACGCUGAAAGUUUUCACUCGAGGGUGCGGAUUUGGAGACUCGCUUCUAUAACGCCCUCCGCUUCCUGAUCCGUGGUUGCCCGAGGCUCGGUCCUGGAGGAGGUACGAAGAAACUGAUGAUGUUUCCCUAAAUUUGCUUCACCAAUGUCUCUCCUGUUGAAUAUCUUAAGAGAAAUGCUGGCGUAUUUUGGUGUUCCCAUAGACCAGAUUUUGCUGAGUUGGAACAAUAAGGACUAUGGAUCACAUCGGAGUAUUGUCCGCAUUAUUGGAAAAAUGCUUCCUUUAGAACCCUGUCGAAGACCUAAUUUUGAAUUGAUCCCGCCCUUGAACUCUAUAGAGUCUGAUACUUGUGGACCUAUAGUUCCAUCUUUUGCUGAUAUUUUGUCUGUGGCAAAUGAUGAAGAAGCCAGUUGUCUUAGAUUUCGAAGUAGCGUGUGGAAAAAUGAAGAAGAGGAGAAAAUUAAAACAUUUCAUUCUUUACAAAGAGUUUGGAAUCCACCGUCAUCUGCUCAAAGGCAGAACAAACCAGUGAAAAAUGAUCUCCCUGUAGAUGUAGCUGCAAUUAAAAAAAUAGCUGCCCUUGAAAAUGAGCUAAGUCUUCUUCGCUCCCAGAUUGCUGCAAUUGUGGAAAUGCAGGAACAGAAAAGUGGCACAAACUCUGGCUCUUCGAAUUUAAAUGAUGUGCCCAGCGGUGCAGGACAAAUUCCCUCAUCAGGGGCAGCUCAACCAUGUGUGGAACCAAAUCUGAGCUCACUGCCUCCUCCUCCUCCUCCACCACCACCACCGCUUCCUCCUCAGUUUCCUCCUUUCCAGCCUUCACAUUUUCUUCCCUUACAAUCAGAGCCUACAGUUGGUGACUCAGAUAAUCCAGCUACUGAAAUGAAAAAGCAGCACCCAGGAGCUAGUAAGAUGAAUUAUAGUCGUCAUUCAAAAAGCUGGAGAAAUAAAGAUGUUCCGAACAUGUUAGAUGUUCUAAAGGAUCUGAAUAAGGUUAAGCUUCGUGCUGUCAAGCGGUCGCCUGAUGGUAGACCCAUUCAUAAGAGGAAAAGACAGAGUUCAGAGUGGGAUCCAGUGUCUGUAAUAUCACAGGCACUUAAGCAGAAAUUUGCAUUUCAAGCAGAUGAUUCCUUUGACAAAGAAAAUAGAUCUUGGGAGUCUUCUCCAUUUUCUAGUCCAGAAACUUCAAGGUUUGGACAUCACAUUUCACAGGCAGAGGGACAGUGAUCUAAGGGGAGAACUGCUAUGCACAGAAGUCGUUGGCCAAGGUCACAAAGCUGUGUCUACACUUGGAAGGAAAGAUGCAGAAAUAACACUGGCCUGCCUUUUGCUGCCUUUCAAAGGAUCUCAUCUUCUGUUAAGUGAGGUUGAAUGAUAUUGUGGACUGAGAGAUAUCUCGCCAGCUUGAGGAAGACUCUUAAGAAUACCAGUUUCUGGCUUUGGAAGAUCCUGCAGAUAACUGGCUAUUGCAGAGAGUUAGGUGGAUGAACCCUC